AUGCAAGCGGAGGAGCCCGGCGCCCCCAGCGCCCAGGGAAGGCAGAGCGCACCCAGCCCCGAGCCGCGCCUGUCCAGCCAGCUGCUGCCUGAGCUGUACACCUUUGUGGCGCGAGUGCUGUUCUACCUGGCGCCGGUCUACCUUGCCGGCUACCUGGGGCUCAGCAUAACCUGGCUGCUGCUCGGCGCUCUGCUGUGGAUGUGGUGGCGCAGGAACCGUCGCGGGAAGCUCGGGCGUCUUGCGGCCGCAUUCGAAUUCCUAGACAACGAACGCCAGUUCAUUAGCCGCGAACUGCGGGGCCAGCACCUGCCGGCCUGGAUCCACUUCCCAGAUGUGGAACGGGUCGAGUGGGCCAAUAAGAUCAUCUCUCAGAUCUGGCCCUACCUGAGUAUGAUCAUGGAGAACAAGUUCCGGGAGAAACUCGAGCCCAAGAUCCGGGAGAAGAGCAUCCACCUGAAGACCUUCACCUUCACCAAGCUCUACUUUGGACAAAAGUGCCCCAGGGUCAACGGCAUCAAGGCACACACUAACAAGCGCAACCGAAGGCAGGUGGUCCUGGACCUGCAGAUAUGCUACAUCGGGGACUGUGAGAUCAGUGCAGAGCUGCAGAAGAUACAGGCUGGCGUGAACGGGAUCCAGUUGCAGGGCACGCUGCGGAUCAUCCUGGAGCCCCUCCUGGUGGACAAGCCCUUCGUGGGAGCCGUAACCGUGUUCUUCCUUCAGAAGCCACACCUGCAGAUCAACUGGACAGGCCUGACCAACCUGCUGGAUGCUCCAGGAAUCAACGAGGUGUCAGACAGCCUGCUGGAGGACCUCAUCGCCGCCCACCUGGUACUGCCCAACCGCGUGACUGUGCCUGUGAAGAAGGGGCUGGAUGUGACCAACCUGCUCUUUCCUCUGCCCUGCGGAGUGAUCAGAGUCCACUUGCUGGAAGCAGAAAAGCUGGCUCAGAAGGACAACUUCCUGGGGAUCCGAGGCAAGUCAGACCCCUACGCCAAGGUGAGCAUUGGCCUACAGCAUUUCCGGAGCAGGACCAUCUACAAGAACCUGAACCCCACCUGGAAUGAGGUAUUUGAGUUUAUAGUGUACGAAGUCCCUGGGCAGGACCUGGAGGUGGACCUGUAUGACGAGGAUCCCGACAGGGACGACUUCCUGGGCAGCCUGCAGAUCUGCCUUGGGGAUGUCAUGACGAACAGAGUGGUGGAUGAGUGGUUUGUCCUGAACGACACAACCAGCGGGCGGCUGCACCUGCGGCUGGAGUGGCUUUCACUGAUCGCCAGCCCGGAAGCUCUGACCCAGGACCAUAGUGGCUUUUCGACUGCCAUCCUCGUGGUUUUCUUGGAGAGUGCCUGCAACCUGCCGAGAAACCCCUUUGACUACCUGAAUGGCGAAUAUCGAGCCAAAAAACUCCCUAGGUUUACCAAGAAUAAAGUGAGCAGAGACCCUUCUUCCUAUGUCAAGCUCUCUGUAGGCAAGAAGACACAAACGAGCAAGACUUGUCCCCACACCAAGGACCCCGUGUGGAGCCAGGUGUUCUCCUUCUUUGUGUACGACGUGGCAGCCGAGGAGCUGCAUCUGAAGGUGCUUGAUGAUGACCAGGAGUGUGCUCUGGGAGUGCUGGAGUUCCCCCUGUGCCAGAUUCUACCCUAUACAGACCUCACCCUGGAGCAGCGCUUUCAGCUGGACCACUCAGGCCUGGACAGCCUCAUCUCCAUGAGGCUAGUGCUUCGGUUCCUGCGUGUGGAAGAACGAGAGAUGGGGAGCCCAUACACAGGACCUGAAGCCCUAAAGAAAGGUCCUCUGUUCGUUAAGAAGGUGGACACCAACGAGGACCCCAAAGCCCCAUCCCAGGGAGGGGGCCCUGAAAAUCUGUCAUGCCCCCCAGACCCUGUUUCUGAUACCAAGGAAGCCUCCAAGAGCACCAUGACAACCACCAGUGCCACUACUGUUGCCACCGAGCCCACACCCCAAGAGACAGGCCCAGAGCCCAAAGGCAAGGACAGUGCCAAAGGGUUCUGUGAGCCCACGGGGAAGAAGAAGAGUGCGGCCACCAUCUUCCUGACUGUCCCAGGCCCACACUCUCCAGGGCCCAUCAAGUCACCCAGACCCAUGAAAUGCCCUGUCUCCCCAUUUGCAUGGCCGCCCAAGAGGCUGGCUCCCAGCAUGUCCUCGCUGAACUCCCUGGCCUCCUCCUGCUUUGACCUGACAGAUAUCAGCCUCAACACUGAAGGCGGGGAUCUCCGGCAGCGGAGGCUGGGUGAGAUUCGGCUCACGGUGCGCUAUGUGUGUCUGCGGCGCUGCCUCAGUGUGCUCAUCAGCGGCUGCAGAAACCUGACACCCUGCACCAGCAGUGGAGCUGAUCCCUAUGUCCGUGUGUACUUGCUACCAGAAAGGAGGUGGGCAAGUCGUAAGAAAACCUCAGUGAAAAGGAAGACCCUGGAACCUCUGUUCGAUGAGACACAUGACUGGGAGAAGAGGACUGCCAGGGCACUGAAGCAAAACAGCUACCAUCUGUUCUUGCCCAUAGGGGCUAAAGUGUUCCUGAUUAUGAACUGUGCCAUAUUUUUUUUCUUUAAAUGAAGUAAAAGGAUAUAAAUAUGGUCAAAGAGGAUUUCUUGGAAUCUCUCUUAAAGUAGCAGUUAAAAAUAAACAUACCUUGAACCUAAGGACCUAAAAUUUCCUCCAAAGCUCCAAGCUCUUUGGCCUGUCUUCCCUUCUGCAACAAAGCAUAGCUGUCAAGUGAAAUAGAUAUGUUACCCUGACUUGUCCACCCAUGUCCUUGGAUACAAGACUGGUAGACAGAUUCUCAUCACAUUUCUUGCUUUUGAUGGUCCUGGUGUGGCAAGUCUUAUGUGAAAUAUUCUUGACUUCAAGUUGAUCUCAAGGCACACAAGUCAAAAUCUCCUCAUUGCUUCCUUCUGCAUCAGGAUCCUAACAAAAGACAUUUCUAACCAGCCUAGGAAGGUAAUAUACCUGAUAAUUCUGAUUUCCUCUCA
Messenger RNA from Felis catus (domestic cat), 2996 nucleotides. It is a transcript of the gene ESYT3, whose product is annotated as extended synaptotagmin 3. Gene Ontology annotation, molecular function: lipid binding. The coding region runs from base 1 to 2580 and encodes 859 amino acids. Gene Ontology annotation, biological process: lipid transport. The record is from RefSeq and is a predicted model, not a curated record. The transcript has 21 exons. NCBI's taxonomy places the organism in Eukaryota, Metazoa, Chordata, Mammalia, Carnivora, Felidae.